This is a messenger RNA of Schistosoma bovis, 5071 nucleotides long. NCBI's taxonomy places the organism in Eukaryota, Metazoa, Platyhelminthes, Trematoda, Strigeidida, Schistosomatidae. The record is from the annotation of a GenBank genome assembly.
CUCGCGAGUUUAUGAAUGUAGAUAGUGUGACCUGCUCUUCACGAAUGAAGAUUUGGAUUGUUUCCUGUAACUCUUAAUCAGAUUGUGUGUAUGAAGAAAGGAAAGCCAUACAAUUUAUGAAUAAAUUGAAAAUAAUUCAUACUUACCAUCUACGUCACAUAGAUUUCUCUUGUUUUGUCCUAUAUUAAGGUCAGUGCUACAUCACUGACGUAAAUUAGAAGCAUGGUAAAUUUAUUAUUAUUACUGACAUCAAUAAAAUUUUUUGUGAGUUGUGAUUGUCAGGCGUAUACACAAGUAACUGUUUUAUCUUUUUUGAAUAUUAAGUCCUUUCUAUAGAUUGAUUGUAUCAUUUUUAUUGACAUUGUAUCGUCGAUAUGUAGUGCCAAAGUUAUCAGUUAAGCUAGAACAAAUCCAAAAAAUUAUUAUAAACAAUUUCUGUUACAUGUUAAAGCCAAUCGAAUGGAUGAUACAUCGGGUCCUGUUUCCGCUAAGCUGGUUUAACACUUUAUUGCCGACAAGAACACUAUGUGAAUCAGUCAGUCGUUGUAGCUGACUGACUGACUUACUAUGUGAAUCUAUGCUUGAGUACACAUCGAUGAACCAUUCGUGUUCUUAAAUGGAAUUUUCCUCUAUUUGUUGAGCUGUGGGAUAGUAGUUAAAUCACAUGACUUCCAACCAGCAAGUUGUUUAGAACAAUAUAAUGUCUGUUAGUACAGGGGAAAUUGAAUUAUUUAUAUCGCAAAAUUAUUCUGAAGAAUACAUUGGAAUCAGAUUAUUGUAGCGUUUCGAUCGAAAUAUUUCAUUAGUAUUCUGAUAUUAGCACUGCUAUUAUUAGAAAUACAUACUAAUUUAAGUCAACAGGAAACUUCAGCUUUAAAUCGGUUCAAACUAACACCCUUCAAACAGGUUCAUUAGAUUUGCUACCAGCCUAAAUAGAAAUAUUAAUUACUGAUGAGUUUUCAACCUUUAACUGUCUUACUCAAUUGGUAAAUAAACGAAAAAAAACAGGUUACUGAUUGCUUCUCAUUACAGCCAACUCUACAUAACUAUGUUUAGCUUAGUUAAGUAAAAAUGAUCAUUCCGAGACCACUAAUUUUAAUUCACCUGGGAUAUGGUUUGGUUUUUUCACUUGACUUAGUAUCGAACAAUCGAAGUUAUGCUAGAUAUCCCAAUAAAUGAUCAUUCAUUUAAUUCCGAAUUAAAGAAUUUUCUUAGUUCACGUUCUACGUUUAUUUGAUCAACUUAGAGUAUGCAAAUGUCUUUUUAAACAAAAGCGUCAGAUAAAUGCGAAGAGUUUGAUAAACUUUAAAAGAAAGUGUUUUUUUUUUACUUUUUGACUAAUACAUUUUCAAAUUGUUCUUGCUUGAAUCACUGCCUAGUUUUAUAAUAAUGAUAAGUGGUCUUAAAUGCAUAAAAAGUUAGUCAUUCAUAAAGUCUCACCGCAUAUGUUUCAGAAACAUUUAUAUAAAAUUCGUGCAAGUUGCAAAAACAUCCAACCAAAGUGUCCAAAAUAGCACGUAACUCACAUUCUAAAUUCCACUGCUAUCCACUAUCAAAACUUUGUUUAAAUAAACCUGUUAUUUGAUGUCAGUAUCGAGAUAAUCCGCUGAUGAUGUACAUCUACUAAUAUGGACUGAUCAGUUGCAUAGUACUUAACAUAAAAAACGGACAAAUCUAAACCCUUACAAAUGAAAUGUAUAUGAAAUAUCAGUGUUACUCAUUCUUAUUUUUAAAAUUUGUUGAUAAAUUAUUCUUUACAAUCACUUCGACUUUUUUGAUUCAUCCUGUUUUAUUUAUAUAUCUAGCCUAUUGUCUGAUUGGUUUCGUCGAUAAAUAGGUAAAUUGCUCUGUUUUUUGGGACAUUUGCCUAAACAUUCAACCAAUAUAAUGGAUGGAUUUGGGUUAUAGCGAUUAAUUUAUUCAACAAGUCUAAACAUGAAUUCUGCAUCAACUAACUUUCAGUGCACAACUCUACUACCGGAUUGUUUAAAUUCUAAUGCCUUAAAAACAUCAUCAUUAUAUAUGAGACGAUGGAGAAGGCGUCAAUGUAUGAAGUUGGAGACUGAUCGACUUGAAGGACAACAGUGUCAACAACAACAACAACAACGACAAAAACCAUUAUAUGACGAUUUCGUUUCAAAUACGAAUUAUUUCCAAAAUGCAGUUAUUAACCUUAAUCAAACUGUGGACAGUAUUCCGAAGACAAAUUCCAUGUUAGCAAUUAGUGAACUUACAAAUUACAGUCGUGAUACUUCGAUUACUACUACUUCUACCAUUGAUGUUACGUAUACUAAUAGUGAUAAUAAUAAUAAUAAUCGAAGCUAUCAGUCACUGUCUACAAACACUUCAGUUACUAGUCGAUCGAAUGCAGAUGCUGAGUUUUGUAAGAUGUCUAAUUCGACGCCGGCGAUGUUUAAUGGUGGUGUAACAUCUCCUGGAAAUUAUAAAAAAAUAUUAAUUGAUCGAUACUUGUUGAGUCAAUCAAUGUCACAUUGUGGUACAAUCUAUGAAUCAAUCAGUCCAUUUACUAAGAUGGUACAUGUCCCAUUAUUAAAAGAAACACAAACAGAUUACAACAAUGAAAAAACUAUGAAGGUGCCGUUAAAUACAGAUACGAAUUAUCACUUGGAAACUAAAAGUACAAUACCUGAAGAGUUGAUCAAUAGAAAGAAAUCUAAUUCAUCGGACAAUCAAAUCAGAAAUUUCCAAUCUCUCAUGAGAAAAUUGCUCUGUGAUAUUUUAACCAGAGAACUAUUGGCUAAUAAAUAUAAAUAUAAACCGAACAUGAUUCAGUCAACCGUUUCUUCCAAUCACAACCGAUAUUGUAAUACAUUGAAUCCACAAAAUCCUAUCAGCACCAUCAAUGACAGAAUUUACAAUCCCGAUUCUUCAAAUACUGAAACAAAACUAUCUCUUAAUAACGAAAAUUAUGAGCAAGCUAUUUCAACCCCAUGUUUUUAUCCUAAUUUCUUGAAUGAAUUACAAUCACUACUGCGCAAUAACUGCUAUUCAGACGAUAUGAAGGGAAGUGAUCAUCAACCGACCGUAAUGCAAAUUUUAACCGAUGAGAAGAAUAGUUCGUUGUAUACAUGUUUGGACAACUCAGCAUCAUCGUUAUUGGAAAUUAAUUCGAACAAUCAAUUGAAAACUCCUUUACUCGGUAUGCAUAAUUCAAACGAUAAGUUAUUGUGUCCGGAAGUGAUUGAAAAAAAUUCAGUGGAUGCUAGUAAACCACAACAUUCACAAAAAUCAUCAUAUCAUUCAUUGGCAGAGACAUCUAUGAGUCAAAUGUCAAAGCACUCCAUAAAUAAUAACGAUACUGUUAAUACUACCGCUACUACUGUAUUCUCUCCUAAUUUUUUACAUUCAAUACAUAGUUCAGUAAAAAAUCAUAACAUUCAAAAUUCAACGUUUAAUUCUUUAUUGUUGGUAUGUAGUCAGCCAUAUACAACAGUGUCAAUUGAUUCAGAACCAUCGACGUUAACUUCAUCAACAUGUACUACUCACAGACAGCAACAAUAUACAUCAGUUGAAACAUCUGUUUCAUAUCCCUCAAGUCCAUUAUUCAAAUAUCGAUAUCUAAUAGAUGAUCACAAAUUUUCGACUACACCUCUUCAUUCAUCAUUAUUUUCACCGACUCAUAUCAUGCCAGAAAAAAGUUUUGAUGCCACCAUUAUUGCUUCUACCACUCCUUUUACUACUAUUAUUACUACUAAUUCUAAAAUGAAUGAACAAACUAUUACUCAUCAGUCUCAUUUACCUUUUAUAAACACUUCGAUUGCUCUUAAUCAAAUAAAUACCACUAAUGUUAAUCAGAUUUCUAUGUUUAAUAAUAAUAAUACUAAUAAUACUAAUACUAAUACUAAUACUAAUACUAAUAAUAAUAAUAAUAAUAAUAAUAAUACUCUUGUUCAAAGUUAUUCCGACCUACAGUUUAUGGAUGUUGAUAAUUAUCAAUGUGAAAAUUCAUCAAGCUGUAAACAAACUGUGUCGAAUAAUACUAAUAAUUGUACUACAUUUAACACAUUUUCAUCUGUACGAACACUUACUUCUAAUAAACAUAGUAAUACCACUUCUACCACUACUAAUGAUACUAACAAAAGUAGUAGUAUUAAUAGUUCACUUAUUCAGCAUAGAACUUCAAAUGGUUUAUAUGUAUGCAUGGUAUGUUCUCGUCAGUUUACUCGUUCUGAUAUGCUUGUAAGACAUGCUCAUGUGCAUACAGGUCAUAAACCAUUUGAAUGUAUAAUAUGUGGUCAAGCAUUUAGUCGAUCUGAUCAUUUAUCUACACAUCAACGAACACAUACUGGUCAAAGACCGUAUCAAUGUUCAUUAUGUUAUUAUUCUGCAUCUCGGCGUGAUAUGAUUACAAGACACUUAAGAGUACAUCAAAGAAAAGGUCAACUAGUUUCAACCAAUGAAAGUGGUGGACCUUUGAAAUUACAUUUCACUAUCAACUUUUCACAGCCUUCUAAGUAUCCUAUCAAACAGAAAGAAGGCAGAAAUACUUCUCCUCUAGUGAGUGUAACAGAUAAUCGUUUCUCAGUCAUAUCAUCACAGUCUUCUCAUGUCAGUAGUAUUCAUUAGAGCAUAUACAUAACCUCACUGGAAAAAGCGGGACAAUGUUUGGAUGCAUUUCAGUUUAACACAAACAAUUAUCAGCUGAAUGACAAUCGAAUUUUGUUUUAAUAAAAUCAUUCAAUCAUUUUGUUCACCUUGACUUCCAUCACUAUGUCUUCCGAAAUAAAUUCCUACUCUAUAUGAGUUAUUUCGUCUGUGCUUAAGGCUUAAAUUUAUAUCGAUAGGUGUUUGGAAGCAAAAAUAUUUGUUUCUUUUACAUAUUUGUUCAAAGUAAUACAUACACACAAUCUCUGCCAUUGUGAAUAAUUAAAUGUUUUAUGAUUUGAAAUUGUUGUUAUUUCGAAUGAGCAAAAAAGUAUUUCAUGUGGAGAUUCCAAUUUAUAUUAUGCAAGAAACAUUAUAUUACAUCAUCAUAAAUAGUUCAGUAUAAAUUAUUGAAUUGUCUUCAUUCCACUCCUUCUCCUACCAUCAAUAUAUAUAUAUAUAUAUA